ACGUCCCCAGUUCGAUCCUGGGUCGAAUCAUUAUUUUUUUGUUAUUUUUUGCAAAACCUGAUCUUGUCUAUCUUGAAGAUUCUUUUUUAUUAAGGGUACAAUUGAUGGCAUCAAGUUGGGCAUUUUAUUCUUGAGAAAGAUCCAGUCACAGCGCGUUUACAACCGAGCUGUUUUGGUGGUUUUGACGCGUGAAUUCAGAUGAACUACGAACAGCUUCGCAAUCGAUAAGAUCAGAUCAACUACAGAAAGCGACAAGUAUAUUUGAGCUGCCCGCACAUACAGAAGAAGGGCCAAAGGAACUCAAGCUUACUCGCAGAAGAUCUCAGGAGAGCUAGAGCAUAGCAAUGGUCGGCGAAGUUGGAUCAGAGGAUGAUGAGCACGGGGAAAUUGAUCGAAAGUAUAGCAACGAUGACGAUAGCAAGGACGAGGAAAUGGAAGAUAUAAUAGAGGAAGAGGAGGACGAUGAUGAAGAGGAGGAGGGGGAAGAGGAGGAAGACGAAGAAGAGGAGGAGGAAGAAGAAGAUGAUGAUGAGGAGGAAGAUACUUAUGUGCUCGAUGAGACGUCGAUGGUCGACGCGACCGGUCGUGAAGCGACGACAGGUGGUGACGACGACGAAGUGGAAUUAUAUAUUCCACUUGAUCUUACUAUGGCUCCUCAAUCGCUGGACAGUACGUCUGAUUUUCAAAUAGUUGGACUACACACCCCGCGUCCACUCAUUUCUCUCGGAUCUAGGGUCUAUGAAGGCGAAUGGGAGGAUCUGGUGGGGACAAACAUGCUGUUUAGCCAAGAUGCAGAGCUGAUAGCUACAACCCGACAACAAAUCAAAUUGCAUCUGGGCCAACUCGUUAGACGAGAAGAAGCCGAAAAGGUGAUCAACAGCCAAGGUCGGUUGUCAGGAAUCGACUGGUCGAAUGCGCAAAAGACGCGAAAUCGCAAGGCUACGUUACUAGAGAAGAUUGUCGCGAUUGAUCGGAAAAAGAAAGAGCAGGCCGAGCAGACGCCUGGCAGCUGAGAUGUACGAUUAUUGAGAAAUGAACAGAUUGUAAGAUAAUGAGG
This is a messenger RNA of Myxozyma melibiosi, 1057 nucleotides long. RefSeq lists its product as uncharacterized. The record is from RefSeq and is a predicted model, not a curated record. NCBI's taxonomy places the organism in Eukaryota, Fungi, Ascomycota, Lipomycetes, Lipomycetales, Lipomycetaceae. The transcript is spliced from 3 exons. The coding region runs from base 345 to 1013 and encodes 222 amino acids.